ACGCGGGGCGGAGCCCGAGUUUAGGAAGAGGAGGGGAUGGCUGUCAUCAAUGAAGUCAUAUUCAUAAUCUAGUCCUCUCUCUCUCUGUUUCUGUACUCUGGGUGACUCAGAGAGGGAAGAGAUUCAGCCAGCACACUCCUCGCGAGCAAGUAUCCCUCUACUGACUGGCAGAGACAGGAGAGGUCGAUGUCCACGCCCACAGACCCUGGCGCGAUGCCCCACCCAGGGCCUUCGCCGGGGCCGGGACCCUCGCCUGGACCCAUUCUUGGACCUAGUCCAGGACCCGGACCAUCCCCGGGUUCUGUGCACAGUAUGAUGGGACCGAGCCCUGGACCGCCCAGCGUCUCACACCCUAUGCCGACAAUGGGGUCUGCCGACUUCCCACAGGAAAGCACGCACCAAAUGCAUAAGCCCAUCGAUGGUCUGCAUGACAAGGGGGUUGUGGAAGACAUGCACUGUGGAUCCAUGAAGGGCUCCGGCAUGCGGCCCCCUCACCCGGGGAUGGGUCCUCCCCAGAGUCCGAUGGAUCAACACAGCCAAGGUUACAUGUCGCCACACCCGUCUCCGUUGGGAGCCCCAGAACACGUCUCCAGCCCGAUGUCGGGAGGCGGCCCGACCCCACCCCAGAUGCCACCGAGCCAGCCGGGGCCCCUCAUCUCGGGCGAUCCGCAGGCGAUGAGCCAGCCCAACAGAGGUCCCUCGCCUUUCAGCCCUGUCCAGCUGCAUCAGCUGCGAGCGCAGAUUUUAGCUUACAAAAUGCUGGCCCGGGGCCAGCCCCUCCCCGAAACGCUGCAGCUUGCAGUCCAGGGGAAAAGGACGUUGCCCGGCAUGCAGCAGCCCCAGCACCAGCCCCCGCAGCCCCAGCCCCAGGCGCAGCAGCCGCAGCAGCAGGCCCUAGUUAACUACAACCGACCAUCUGGUAGGUUCCUGUGUAACCCGGUGAAUAAUGCGAUGGUCCAACUCGGCCCAUUGCCCUAUGGGGAGAGAUGCCUGGUUCUUCUUACUAACUUUUUCCUCCUUUCCCCUCCCUGCCCUCCCGCCUUCCUCAUCUCCUUUCCUCCCCUCCUCCUCCCUUGUCUGGAGAUGUUCCGUGGUCCCCGUGGCAGGGGCAGCGGGCAGGCUGGGGGGUGGCUGCAGGGCGCCGGCCCGCCCGAGCUGNCCGCGCAGCCGCCCGCGGCCGCCGUGCCCGGGCCCUCCGUGCCGCAGCCGGCCCCGGGGCAGCCCUCGCCCAUCCUGCAGCUCCAGCAGAAGCAGAGCCGCAUCAGCCCCAUCCAGAAACCGCAAGGCCUGGACCCGGUGGAGAUCCUGCAGGAGCGCGAGUACAGGCUCCAGGCUCGCAUAGCUCAUAGGAUACAAGAACUGGAAAAUCUGCCUGGCUCUUUGCCACCAGAUUUACGAACCAAAGCGACCGUGGAACUGAAAGCGCUUCGGUUACUCAAUUUCCAGCGUCAGCUGAGACAGGAGGUGGUGGCCUGCAUGCGACGGGACACGACCCUGGAGACAGCCCUCAACUCCAAAGCCUACAAACGGAGCAAGCGGCAGACCCUGCGGGAGGCCCGCAUGACGGAGAAACUGGAAAAGCAGCAGAAGAUCGAGCAGGAGAGGAAGCGCCGGCAGAAGCACCAGGAAUACCUGAACAGCAUUUUGCAGCAUGCUAAAGAUUUUAAGGAAUACCAUCGGUCUGUGGCCGGCAAGAUCCAGAAGUUGUCCAAAGCAGUGGCAACUUGGCACGCCAACACUGAAAGAGAGCAGAAGAAAGAGACGGAGCGGAUCGAAAAGGAGAGAAUGCGGAGACUGAUGGCUGAAGAUGAAGAGGGCUAUAGAAAACUGAUCGAUCAAAAGAAAGACAGGCGUUUAGCUUACCUCCUGCAGCAGACCGAUGAGUAUGUGGCCAACCUGACCAACCUGGUGUGGGAGCACAAGCAAGCCCAAGCCGCCAAAGAGAAGAAGAGGAGGAGGAGGAGGAAGAAGAAGGCUGAAGAGAUGGCCGAGGGAGGAGAGUCUGCCCUGGGACCAGACGGAGAGCCCAUCGAUGAAAGCAGUCAGAUGAGUGACCUGCCCGUCAAAGUGACUCACACAGAAACUGGCAAGGUCCUCUUUGGACCAGAAGCACCCAAAGCAAGUCAGCUGGACGCCUGGUUGGAAAUGAAUCCUGGUUACGAAGUUGCCCCCCGAUCCGACAGUGAAGAGAGCGAUUCUGAUUAUGAGGAGGAGGAUGAGGAAGAAGAAUCCAGUCGGCAGGACACGGAAGAGAAAAUACUUCUGGAUCCAAACAGCGAAGAGGUUUCCGAGAAGGACGCCAAGCAGAUUAUUGAGACGGCCAAGCAGGACGUAGACGAUGAGUACAGCAUGCAGUACAGUGCCAGGGGCUCGCAGUCCUACUACACGGUGGCCCAUGCCAUCUCCGAGCGGGUGGAGAAGCAGUCUGCCCUCCUCAUUAACGGGACCCUGAAGCAUUAUCAGCUCCAGGGCCUGGAAUGGAUGGUUUCCCUGUACAAUAACAAUUUGAACGGGAUCUUAGCUGAUGAAAUGGGGCUAGGGAAGACCAUACAAACCAUUGCACUCAUCACUUAUCUGAUGGAGCACAAAAGACUCAAUGGCCCCUAUCUCAUCAUUGUUCCCCUUUCGACUCUGUCUAACUGGACAUAUGAAUUUGACAAAUGGGCUCCUUCUGUGGUGAAAAUUUCUUACAAGGGCACCCCUGCCAUGCGACGCUCCCUUGUCCCCCAGCUGCGGAGUGGCAAAUUCAACGUCCUCCUGACUACUUACGAGUACAUUAUCAAAGACAAGCACAUUCUUGCAAAGAUUCGGUGGAAAUACAUGAUUGUGGAUGAAGGCCACCGAAUGAAGAAUCACCACUGCAAGCUGACUCAGGUCUUGAACACUCACUAUGUGGCCCCCAGAAGGAUCCUCUUGACUGGGACCCCGCUGCAGAAUAAGCUCCCGGAACUCUGGGCCCUCCUUAACUUCCUCCUUCCCACCAUUUUUAAGAGCUGCAGCACAUUUGAACAGUGGUUUAAUGCUCCAUUUGCCAUGACUGGAGAAAGGGUGGACUUAAAUGAAGAGGAAACUAUAUUGAUCAUCAGGCGUCUACAUAAGGUGUUGAGACCAUUUUUACUGAGGAGGCUGAAGAAGGAAGUCGAGUCCCAGCUGCCAGAAAAGGUUGAAUAUGUGAUCAAGUGUGACAUGUCCGCGCUGCAGAAAAUUCUCUACCGCCACAUGCAAGCCAAAGGGAUCCUCCUCACGGACGGCUCAGAGAAAGAUAAGAAGGGGAAGGGAGGCGCCAAGACUCUCAUGAACACCAUCAUGCAGUUGAGAAAAAUCUGCAAUCACCCCUAUAUGUUUCAGCACAUCGAGGAAUCCUUUGCCGAACACCUGGGCUAUUCAAAUGGCGUCAUCAAUGGGGCUGAGCUGUAUCGGGCCUCAGGAAAGUUUGAGCUGCUUGAUCGUAUUCUGCCAAAGCUGAGAGCGACUAAUCACCGCGUGCUGCUUUUCUGCCAGAUGACGUCCCUCAUGACCAUCAUGGAAGAUUACUUUGCUUUUCGGAACUUCCUGUACCUUCGCCUUGAUGGCACCACCAAGUCUGAGGACCGCGCUGCUCUGCUGAAGAAAUUCAACGAGCCCGGGUCCCAGUACUUCAUCUUCCUGCUGAGCACGAGAGCUGGCGGCCUGGGCUUGAACCUUCAGGCAGCUGAUACCGUGGUCAUCUUUGACAGCGACUGGAAUCCUCACCAGGAUCUGCAAGCACAGGACCGAGCUCACCGCAUCGGCCAGCAGAACGAGGUCCGGGUGCUGAGGCUGUGCACGGUGAACAGCGUGGAGGAAAAGAUUCUCGCCGCGGCAAAGUACAAGCUGAACGUGGAUCAGAAAGUGAUCCAGGCCGGCAUGUUUGAUCAGAAGUCUUCAAGCCACGAGCGGAGGGCGUUCCUGCAGGCCAUCCUGGAGCACGAAGAAGAAAAUGAGGAAGAAGAUGAGGUGCCCGACGACGAGACUCUGAACCAAAUGAUUGCUCGACGAGAAGAGGAAUUUGAUCUCUUCAUGCGUAUGGACAUGGACCGGCGGAGGGAGGAUGCCCGGAACCCGAAGCGUAAGCCCCGCUUAAUGGAGGAAGACGAGCUGCCCUCCUGGAUUAUUAAGGAUGACGCCGAAGUAGAACGGCUCACGUGUGAAGAGGAGGAGGAGAAAAUAUUUGGCAGGGGGUCUCGCCAGCGCCGGGACGUGGACUACAGCGACGCCCUCACGGAGAAGCAGUGGCUGAGGGCCAUUGAAGACGGCAAUUUGGAAGAAAUGGAAGAGGAAGUACGGCUCAAGAAGCGAAAAAGACGAAGAAAUGUGGAUAAAGAUCCUGCAAAAGAAGACGUGGAGAAGGCCAAGAAGAGAAGAGGCCGCCCUCCGGCUGAGAAACUCUCCCCAAAUCCUCCCAAACUGACGAAGCAGAUGAACGCCAUCAUCGAUACUGUGAUAAACUACAAAGACAGGUGUAACGUGGAGAAGGUGCCCGGUAAUUCUCAGUUGGAAAUAGAAGGAAACAGUUCAGGGCGGCAGCUCAGUGAAGUCUUCAUUCAGUUACCUUCAAGAAAAGAAUUGCCAGAAUAUUAUGAAUUAAUUAGGAAGCCGGUGGAUUUCAAAAAAAUAAAGGAAAGGAUUCGUAAUCACAAGUACCGGAGCCUGGGUGACCUGGAGAAAGAUGUCAUGCUUCUCUGUCACAAUGCUCAGACGUUCAACUUGGAGGGAUCCCAGAUCUACGAAGACUCGAUCGUCUUGCAGUCCGUGUUUAAGAGUGCCCGGCAGAAAAUCGCCAAAGAGGAAGAGAGUGAGGACGACAGUAAUGAAGAGGAGGAGGAGGAGGAGGAGGAGGAGUCCGAGUCGGAGGCAAAAUCUGUUAAGGUGAAAAUCAAGCUCAAUAAAAAAGACGAGAAGGGCCGGGACAAAGGCAAAGGCAAGAAAAGGCCGAAUCGGGGAAAAGCCAAGCCUGUAGUGAGUGAUUUCGACAGUGAUGAGGAACAGGAUGAAAAUGAACAGUCAGAAGCAAGUGGGACUGACGAUGAGUGAUCAGUAUGGACCUUUUUCCCCCUCCGUAGAACUGAACUCCUUCCUCCCCUCUCUCCUUUCUGCCCAGGGAGUUCAUUUGUCCUACGGGCCCUGGGUGGUUUCUGUAUCAUCGUCAUCUAUAAACUAGCUUUAGGAUAGUGCCAGACAAACAUAUGAUAUCAUGGUGUAAAAACACACGACACACAGACACGCACAUACACAAAUACCUGUAACAUAUUGUGACCAAAUGGGCCUCAAAGAUUCAAAGAUUAAAACAGACAAAGCUUUUGAUGGAAAAUAUGUGGGUGGAUAGUAUAUUUCUAUGGGUGGGUCUAAUUUGGUAACGGUUUGAUUGUGCCUGGUUUUACCACCUGUUCAGAUGAGAAGAUUUUUUUGUCUUUUUGUAGCACUGAUAACCAGGAGAAGCCAUUAAAAGCCACUGGUUAUUUUAUUUUUCAUCAGGCAAUUUUCAAGGUUUUAAUUUGUUCGGUUUUUUUUUUUUUUUACACUGUGGUACAUAUAAGCAACUUUAAUAGGUGAUAAAUGUACAGUAGUUAGACUUCACCUGCAUAGACAUUUUUCCAUUUUAUGCUCUAUGAUCUGAAAAAAAAUGCUUUUUGAACUGUAUAAGAUUUAUGUCUACUGUAAACAUUGCUUAAUUUUUUUUUUUUGCUCUUGAGUUAAAAGUUUUGUUGAAAACGCUAUUGAAUAUUGCAAUCUAUAUAGUGUAUUGGAUGGCUUCUUUUAUCCACCUGAUCUCCUAUGUUACCGAUGUGUAUCGUCUCCUUCUCCCUAAAGUGUACUUAAUCUUUGCUUUCUUUGCACAAUGUCUUUGGUUGCAAGUCAUAAGCCUGAGGCAAAUAAAAUUCCAGUAAUUUCCAAGAAUGUGGUGUUGGUGCUUUCCUAAUAAAGAGAUAAUUUAGCUCAACAAA
Molecule: messenger RNA, 5963 nt
Organism: Ailuropoda melanoleuca (giant panda)
Lineage: Eukaryota; Metazoa; Chordata; Mammalia; Carnivora; Ursidae
Gene: SMARCA2
Product: SWI/SNF related BAF chromatin remodeling complex subunit ATPase 2
Exons: 34
Coding region: 187-5052 (1621 amino acids)
Biological process (GO): regulation of DNA-templated transcription
Cellular component (GO): nucleus
Molecular function (GO): histone binding; ATP binding
Source: RefSeq, a predicted model, not a curated record